AUGUGUGAUGCAUCAAACCUUGCAGAUGGAGUUGUACUUUCCCAUAGAAUUGGAAAGAUCCCUCAUGUCAUAGCAUAUGCUUUCCGGACUCUGGAUUCUGCACAGGCUAACUACACCACUACAGAAAAAGAGCUUCUGGCUAUCAUUUUUGCUUUAGAUAAAUUUCGUGCUUAUCUGUUAGGAACUAAAGAGUUUGACAUAGAGAUCAAGGAUAAGAGUGGAGCUGAGAACCUGGUGGUGGACCACUUGAGUUGGAUUCCACAGAAUUUGGAGCCUCUACCUAUCCGUGAGAACUUUCCAGAUGAGCAGCUUUUAGAGCUGCGAGCUGUUGAUUAUGUCUCCAAGUGGGUGGAGGCCAAGGCCACCCGAACUGAUGACUCUCAUGUUGUUGUAGAUUUUGUCAAAUCACACAUUCUUUGCAGGUUCGGAGUGCCCCGGGCAAUCAUCAGUGAUCAAGGAAGCCAUUUCUGUAACAGGAACAUGGCAGCUCUACUGCAGAAAUAUGGUGUCACUCACAAGGUUUCAACUCCAUACCAUACGCAGACCAAUGGACAGGCAAAGGUAUCAAAUAGGGAGCUGAAACAUAUUCUAGAGAAAAUAGUUCAGACAAACAAGAAAGAUUGGAGCAAGAGGCUUGAAGAUGCACUAUGGGCUUAUGAUGAAACAAAUUUAGCUACUCGUCAUAGUAUUCAAACCAUAUCUCACAAGAUGGCUUCUCAUCUAAAAGGUGUUGCAAAAUCAACUAUGUCAGAUCAAAUACGUAAGGAGUUGUGUGAGUAUAAGAGAGAUAAUCCUGCAAGCACACAAAAAUUGAUCAGUUCGGGAGAAAAUUGGCUACAAGCUGAUCAUUCACUGGCAACAAAACAACUUGAGGGAAGAAAACAAGAUAAAGAAAGGCUGACAGUAGUUAUUUGUUGCAAUGAAGAUGGCUCUGAAAAAAUCCCUCUAUGGAUUAUUGGGAAAUAUGCAAAGCCUCGUUGCUUCAAGAAUGUCAACAUGAAUAGCUUGAAUUGUCAGUAUCGAGCUAACAAAAAAGCAUGGAUGACUAGUGUGCUUUUCGAUGAAUAUGUUCGUUCAUUUGACCAAAUGAUGCAUGGUAGAAGAGUUCUACUUGUGGUGGAUAAUUGUCCAGCACAUCCAAGAAAUAUUGAAGGGCUAAGAAAUGUUGAGUUGUUCUUCUUAGCUUUCAAGAUGCAUUACCGUAGAAGGUUUUACCGCAAAAUAUUGGAAGGUUAUGAGGUGGGACACUUUGAUCCAGGGAAGAUAAAUGUCCUUGAUGCUAUCAAUUUGGCAAUCCCAGCUUGGAUGAUAGAUGUUCGAAAAGAAACAAUAGCGAAUUGCUUCCGACACUGUAAAAUUUGUUCAGAUAGUGACGUUGCAAGAAAUUUGGAUGAAUCCACUUUUGAUGAAGAAACUCAAGACCUCGAGACUAUGAUCAAUCAAUGUGGCUAUCGUAAUAAGAUGGAUAUCGACAAUCUAAUGAACUACCCAGGUGAAAAUGAAGCAUGUUCGGAGGUUCAGAGUUUAGAAGAAAUUGUAAGUACUAUCAUUGAGAACAAUGCAGAGGAUGACGACGAAGAUGAUACAGUGUCUUUGGAGCCUGUUACACGAAAGGAAGCACUUACGGCGUUGAACACUCUUCACAACUUUAUGAUACAAUACAAAAAUACAACACCUAAGCUAUUGGAUGCAAUAAGAAAAGUUAGAGAUGAGCUCCAAAUAGACUUGAACUUUAAAGGAAAAUAG
Messenger RNA from Abrus precatorius (Indian licorice), 1746 nucleotides. RefSeq lists its product as uncharacterized. Gene Ontology annotation, biological process: DNA integration. Gene Ontology annotation, molecular function: nucleic acid binding. The transcript has 6 exons. Bases 1 to 1746 code for a protein of 581 amino acids. NCBI's taxonomy places the organism in Eukaryota, Viridiplantae, Streptophyta, Magnoliopsida, Fabales, Fabaceae. The record is from RefSeq and is a predicted model, not a curated record.